Molecule: messenger RNA, 1303 nt
Organism: Syngnathoides biaculeatus (alligator pipefish)
Lineage: Eukaryota; Metazoa; Chordata; Actinopteri; Syngnathiformes; Syngnathidae
Exons: 3
Coding region: 689-1303 (204 amino acids)
Biological process (GO): positive regulation of T cell proliferation; negative regulation of T cell proliferation; T cell costimulation
Cellular component (GO): external side of plasma membrane
Source: RefSeq, a predicted model, not a curated record
ACAUUUCAAGAACAAAUGCAACAUCCGAUGUGAAUGUAAUGUGGCAGUGUAGUGACAUUCAUGCGCACAAAACAUGGCGCAGUCUAUUCACUGAAAUAAGUAUGGCCCCUUGUGUGCGUCACAGUCACGUGUGGCAAUUUCAAAGACACUUUAACCAGUCGUCUCUGUGCUGGCAUUUUAAGUGACGAAUUGAAACUAUUUUUGGAAAUAUUGUUCAGUUCCAAUGGUCCAUUUCAUUGAGAUUCCACUGUAUACCUGAUUUAUAUCCACAUACAGAAGAGGGUCGGAUUUGAACAAAUCAAAAUUGUACUGAUCACGUUGAUAUUAACAAAAAUUAGACACAUUUCAUAUGAGAAAAAUCUUAAUUGCCCUGCUGUAUGAACGGAGAAAUACCAAAGCUUACACAUAUGGAGUGACCUUUGCUCUGCUCCACUGUUUUAUGGGGUUCCACUGGGUUCAGUUUUAUGGCUGCUGUUUUUCUCUUUGUAUUUGCUGCCCUCAGGUUCCAUCCACUAGCACUUUUUACAAAUACCCCACUCAAGGGGCCUCAAAUAUCAAAGUAUCAUCCAUACCUUCUCUAAAUGUUCUCAUCCAAACCUUGUCAACUCAAUCUCCUGCUCUUCAGGCGCCUGUUGUUUGAUGCAUUGUUGUUGUUGUUUGGGUAUCAGCUCCGGUCUGGGAUGUUCACAUGGAGCUGAGUGACGAAGCAGUAUUCUGCAGGGCUAGAGGUGUCUACCCCGCCCCCACGCUGCUCUGGUCCACAGACCCUCCUAUUGAUGUUGAGCCCUUCAACAAUACGAAGAAACAGCAAACGGACUUGGGCUUCUAUGACAUAGAGAGCUGGCUGACUCUGAAGGUGGCCAGAAGUAUCAACGUGGACUUCAUUUGUGACAUCACCAACGACAGGAACAAUAAAAGAGCUCAGCUCAGGAUACAAGACGCCAUCCACGCAGCAUCCAACAGCGAGAUGAAGGUUCCUUGCAGUUUUCCAGCCAAGCUGGACACCUUCGAGCUGACCUGGAGGACCCGUCACUCAGAGCACAUCCUGUCCAUGGGCGUGAGUGGUCUGAAGAGACAACUGACAAUUUCAGCUGAGUGGAAGCACCACGUGCUAGACGGGCGCUCGGCUUGGCGUCAUCUUAAGUUGCCCAAUGUGUUGCCCGACCACCAAGGCACGUACACCUGCCAGGUCCGAACACCUCAGGUCACCUACAUCACGCAGACGGACGUGAUUGUCACAUCAGGUAGUCACAAUAGCUGUGUCUGGAAACACUCCCUAUCCACUGACUAUAUGCUCUUGUAA